AUGAUUCUACGUAAAGCAACUCUGCAGGCUGUUCAGGAUUCUUCGGUUGCUAAGGUUGCUUCCCAGAUGCACGACACGUCUUCCCACAUAAACCCUCGAUACAUGCUUUUGAAGCCCACCAGUCUAGCUAGUAAUGUAGUUGAGGAUCAUGAUGCCCAAGAUGAACUUGCCUUCAAGCGAGACAUCCAAGACAAUGACGAAGAGGCUGUGCAUGUCAAAGAACAGAGUAUCUUGGAGCUGGGUGGACUGCUGGCCAAGACUGGACAAGCUGCUGAAUUGGGAGGUUUGCUGAAGUAUGUCCGACCAUUCCUGAACUCCAUCAGCAAAGCAAAGGCAGCACGGUUGGUGCGCUCUCUGCUCGAUAUGUUCUUGGACAUGGAGGCAGCUACUGGUCAGGAGGUGGAGUUAUGUUUGGAGUGCAUUGAAUGGGCCAAAUCAGAGAAGAGGACCUUUCUCCGACAGGCCCUGGAGGCCCGUCUGGUCUCUUUAUACUUUGACACCAAACGUUAUCAAGAGGCUCUACAUCUUGGCUCUCAGCUCCUGCAAGAGCUGAAGAAGAUGGAUGAUAAAGCUCUGCUGGUGGAGCUCCAGUUGCUGGAAAGCAAGACAUAUCAUGCACUAAGCAACUUGCCCAAGGCCAGAGCGGCUCUCACCUCUGCCAGGACCACAGCAAACGCCAUCUACUGUCCCCCAAAGCUGCAGGCUGCUCUAGACAUGCAGUCAGGCAUUAUUCACGCUGCUGAGGAGAAGGACUGGAAGACAGCGUAUUCAUACUUUUAUGAGGCUUUUGAAGGCUACGACUCUAUUGACAGUCCCCGUGCCAUCACUGCACUCAAGUACAUGCUCCUCUGCAAGAUCAUGCUCAACUCGCCAGAGGAUGUGCAGGCCCUGAUCAGUGGAAAGCUUGCCCUCAGAUAUGCUGGCAGACAGACAGAUGCACUUAAAUGUGUAGCCCAAGCCAGCAAGAACAGGUCACUUGCAGACUUUGAGAAGGCUUUAACAGAAUACAAAGCUGAGCUACGGGAGGAUCCUAUCAUCAGCACCCACCUGGCCAAACUCUAUGACAAUCUGCUGGAACAAAACCUAAUAAGGGUCAUCGAGCCCUUCUCCAGAGUGCAGAUUGAACACAUUUCUGAGCUAAUAAAACUCUCCAUGGGGGAUGUUGAAAGGAAACUGUCACAGAUGAUUUUAGACCAGAAAUUCCAUGGAAUCCUUGACCAAGGGGAAGGUGUCCUGAUUGUAUUUGACGAACCUCCAGUAGACAAAACUUAUGAAGCCGCCCUUGAAACAAUUCAGAACAUGAGCAAAGUAGUGGACUCGCUCUACAACAAAGCCAAAAAACUGACAUAGGUUGAGCAUUGGACCCUGCAGCUGAGAGCAUGGCCAGUGUGGGGGACUCUGAGGGAAGGGGAGGGGGAUGUGAUAUAGACAUCAAGUCAAAAAAGGUCUAACACCCCAAAAAUGGACUGACUCCUGCUGUUGUCCUCUCUGGCUUUCUCUUGGACAUUUUUUACCACCUUCCUCAAAGGACAAACUACUUCUACUAUGGGAUCACAAUUUUUUUUUUUUGUCCACUUAAUUAUAUAUAUAUAUUUUUUUUUUUUUUUUGCUGGUAAUGCAUUUCUUUGUAUCUUGGUUGUGCCUAAUGGGCCAUCAGGGAAUCUUCACAAAAAAUAAAAACUCACUUGCAUUAUAACUAUUUGAAAUGUAUAUACAUAGAUCUCUCAUAGAGCAAAGCUGAUAUGAGAAUGAUUUAGUUCCCUUGCCAAUCCAGGGGCCAUUGUAUCGAGCUGUCGACAAGAUUCCCUGCAUCACCGAUCGAAUGGUUUUAGCCCCAACUCUGGUCCCCUAAGGAAGCCCCUGGCCUCACUUCAGGCCUACCUCUCGUGCAGACAGCAUACUUGGACUUUUUAUGUUGGGCGGAAAAAUUCUGAUAAGAUGCUGUCAUCAGGAAGGGGUCAUGAGCUGUUGUCAUUCCCUGGCCCGUGCAUUCCUGCCCUUCCUCCUCCUUCCUCUUUGUACAUAACGUUGCCAAGCGCCUCUGUCUGGCCUGUCAUGCUGUUGCCCUUUUUUUAUAACGCUAAAAAAACAUAAUAAAGUCACCAAGAGAA
This is a messenger RNA of Sinocyclocheilus rhinocerous, 2111 nucleotides long. Its product is annotated as 26S proteasome non-ATPase regulatory subunit 11A-like. Gene Ontology annotation, molecular function: protein binding. The transcript is spliced from 14 exons. Bases 1 to 1350 code for a protein of 449 amino acids. The record is from RefSeq and is a predicted model, not a curated record. Lineage: Eukaryota; Metazoa; Chordata; Actinopteri; Cypriniformes; Cyprinidae.